AGUAUUCUAACUGAAAAGAAACACUACAGAUUCAAAGACAAAGAAAGAAAAAAAGUGGCCUUUCUUUUUUAUGCGCUGAAAGAUUGAAAACUUGGUGCAUUUGUUUGGGUUUUAUGGAAAUUUGAAUCGAUUAGCUCUUGAAAAUUGCUGGGGAUUUGAACAAAUGUUGACAAACUGCAUGAUUCAAUAAUGCGAAAUAAUAAAGCGUUUUCACAUCACACCAAGGCUAUGUGACAUUAGCAGAAGUUGAUCGUACUGUUCCAUGUAUGUUUGUAUCGAUCAAGUCUUCCCUGGAAGGCGAGUUAACCAAUGUUACAGCAGCAUUUGUGAAAACCGUUGCGUGUAUAAGACUGCUGAUAUUCCCAUCUGAAACAGAAAAUGCCAAUGGAUUUAUCAUUCCACGUCGAAACUGUUACAAAAGCUUCAUGGAUUUAACGAUUAUUUAUUUUGGCUUGACCGGUGUAGAUAUUAAAGAUAUUGAAGGAUUACUUAUAGAAUAAACAUGUAAACUUCAUGCAUUAAGACGAAUUCUAUACCUUAACCCCACUGCGGGUUUAAGGGACUUAAAAUUAAGACAUAUUCUUUAACGGUGAAAGAGUGGAAUAUAGCGAAUGGGGGAUAUAAAGUUUUUAUUACGACUAUGCUAGUUCACACUGUGUUAAUGUGUAGUUCUUACAGUAUAAGUAAAUUAGCUUGCCGUAUACGGUUGUUUAUUUAUCAGUGUUUUAAAUCAGUCAUAUCUUUUUAUGGUUGACGUAAAACUGUUCAGUUCUUCUACUUUAAAAUACCUUUGUCAUUUUCAACAAGUGCUUUUAACCGGUAGUGGAAAAGUUAGAGAACGGCGUUUAUAUCUUGGAUUUUGUUUGGAUCGAUUUAUCAUAGGAAGAUCAGUAUACUUACUUAAGCAUAGGUAUUUCAGUAAGUUUGCUAAAUCAAAUGAACAAACAUUCAACCGACUAGAAAGUUGAAUCGUUGAAUCACACUGUCUCGUUAUGUACAAUGUAAUGCUCACUUGUAAAUUUAAUUGGAUCCUUAAUUAUUUAGUUUCAACGUGAACGCUAAAAGGUGAAAACAUAGCAGUUAAAGAUAAGGAGAUUCGUAAGGGAAUAGGUACACCACACUGUUUUCAGUUUUCUCGAAGGAGUUUGUUUUAUCGGUGGAAUAUGCUAAGUGCGUUUAAUUGAAAACACAUGUGUCUUUUAAGGAGUUUAGAAAUAUAACGAUCUGUGAGGGGAAACAGGGGGUCGUUCCUCGUCUAGAGAGGGAAAUCUGCAGCAAUAUGUAAGAAAAAAAUGGAAUAUUUGCUGUGAGAGUUUACUCUCUAGCCCCUUUUGGGGUCAGCUUAAAUUAAGGGAUCCUUUUAGGGGUCAUUGAGAUAGCAAAGGGAAUCCCUUUGUAGAAGUAGACGGACCAGUGGUCAACUAGGCGGCAGUGACUUCCGUUAAAAUGACGGAAGUAGAAUCUGGGGAGAAUGUUGGCCUGUUGGUGCUUGAGGCUAAGUCUCUACGGCCCUUCCGGUCAAAGGAUGAGUAUCUGUACGCCAUGAAGGAGGAUCUUGCCGAAUGGUUCACGUGUCUUUACAAGGAGAUCGAACUUGAUGCUGACAACUUCUGCGAAGUGAUUGAGACGGGCGCCCUCCUGUGCCGGCAUGCCAAUGAGGUCCGGAAGUUCGCGGAGGAACAAAAAUCAAAGGGCGUCUAUGAGACGUUGAAUUCGAACUUCGUACGGGAUAUUCAGAUACCAAAGUUCGACGUCCAGUACCGGAAGGACGUCAAACCGGGGACGUUCCUGGCUAGGGAUAACAUCUCAAACUUUAUCACGUGGACGGCGAAAAUGGGUAUUCCGGAAGUGCUACGGUUCGAGACCGAUGAUUUAGUUAUGAGAAAGAACGAGAGGAGCGUGAUAUUAUGUCUACUGGAGGUGGCAAGAGUUGGGGCCAAAUUUGGGAUGCUGGCCCCUACCAUUGUUCAAAUGGAAGUGGAAAUUGAUAAUGAAAUACAGACCGGAGAACCCCCUCCCCAGAUCAAAACAUGCGACGUAAAGUCCCUGGAUGAAAUGGUUCGGGAGCUGGUGGGACGAUGCACGUGUCCUCGGCAGUUUCCCAUCGUCAAGGUCGGCGAGGGGAAGUACAAGAUUGGGGACAACCAGACGCUUGUUUUUGUCAGAAUUUUACGGAAGCACGUGAUGAUCCGGGUGGGAGGCGGCUGGGACACUCUAGAACACUACCUGGAUCGCCACGACCCCUGUCGCUGUGGAUUUCAAGGUCACCGCGGUGGCGCCAAAACCCCGGGCACUCCUAGAAGAGCUAGCACUCCAGCCACGCCCAAAUCUGCAAGCACGUCCAAAUCAGCUCCAAACACUCCAAAAACGCCCCGGAAACUGUCCAUGACGGCACCGGUUUCGCUCAACAAUACACAUUCCGGAAGUACAGCGCGUCCGGCCUCGCCGCGUAUGCGCAGUGCAUCCCCCGGCCCUAAGGUGCUUAGUUUGACUACGAAAAACAGCGUCCCUCAACCAGGAUUAAGUGUAACUUCUCCUGUGAUUUCAAAUAAGCAACCCAGCUUUACAAACUCCGGCGGUGGUACGAAAGUGUCACAAAAUGGAGUAAGUACUUCCGGUGGAUAUUCUAAGGGGAGCUUUGUUAAACAAUCUCAAGCGAAUCUCACCAGACAAACCUCCACGAGCUCCAUCGGAAGUCAGCCCGGAACCACGCCACGCGGGUCCUCUCCGGGCCCCCGGCGGAGCGAAUCCCCCGCACCUGUGAUAGCAGCCCGCCUACGAAGCCCGUCCCCCGGGCCGACACCCAAGAAAAAACCCGGGGUGGUGCGUCCCCAGUCCGUCCCCGCGACUCAGAGAUGCCAGUCUCCAGUCAAGCAGAUCACCAUGUCAGAACUCAGAUCGUCACGUGAUGGUAAAUUGACCAAUCAGCAAUCGACGCCUAGAGGCAAAGUACGACGUCAGACGUCAUCGGAAUCUACAAAGAGUCGUGAAUCCGAGUCAGAAAUGGCUACUGACGCUAGUGCGUUCGCGAUCGAAAAGAUCAGCACAAUGUCAUUGGGGGAGUUUAAAAAUCUCCUCAACAACGCAAUGACAGUGCCCAACGGAAAUACGGAAUCGCAGGCCAGUUCUGAAUCUCCUCGGUCACAAGGCAGUGUGGACAGUUUUCGAAACACUGGUACUAAAACGAACCGGUCCACCUCUGCGAAAAGUGCAUACAAUUAUAGGUCGGUGAGUUCGAAGGUCAACUCUGGUUUGAAGCCAGCUACGCCUGCUAAACCCACGAUGAACUUGGACUCAAGUAGUGGGUAUUCGACUUCACCUGCUUCUGAUAGAACAUCGUCUUCAGUAGGAGGUACAGGGUUUAAAGGUGUGAAGUCAGUAACUAGUGCACCGAACUUGAUCACUGGAUCAAGUCACUACAAGGCUCCGUCAAGGACGGCGUCAAGCACCAGUGUUCGAUCCUCAAUUUCGAACACAAGUCACCAAGGACUUAAAAAUUCAAGGUCGAACGCGUCGUCUGUUAGUGACGCCUCGUGCACAGUUCAGAACAGCUCACGGACUAAUUUCAGUAGCAGAGCUAGUUCGCAAAGUUCCCUACAUUCGUAUGAAUCGAGUAUUGACGAUGGACGAAACUUAAACGUUGAAAAUGGGAAUGCUAAGCCAGUAUUAUCUCCUUCGUCAGUAGAUUCGGAUUAUUCAUUCGGAACAAGUUCGGAUUUCUUGCGAUCAAAUUCGUACACACCGUGUUCAUCCGCAGAGGAUAAAAAUAGACUUGACCAAUUACGGUCAAACGCACGUGCUAGUAGUGAGCCACGUGAGGUCACUGAGUCGAAACCGCUGAACGUUGGUUACGCCUCGUUUUCGUAUGAUAAAGAUGAUAACGAAUGCAAUGAACUCGAUGAAAUUGAGAAUGAAAUAAUGCAAUCAAACAUUUCAGAAACUAGUUCCCAAAGUGGUAACCAGUCAUCCAAUAUGCGGCCACAAACUCCCUCCGGCAGAACGACGCCAUCUUUUUUACCGCGGCCGGUGACGCCGAAAAUUUCUAGAAAAAUGUCUCUUCCUCAGACCGAGGCUAUUGAACAAAUAAGUGCCAGCGAGAAAACACGCGUUGGGCGGCCGCCGACACCGAAAAAAUCAACCAUCAUUGCUCGUGCACACGCCUCCGGCGUGCGAUCAGCCGAUAGAAGCAAAGAACAGACGUAUAAGGAAAUAUUCCAGAAACGUUCCACAACACCGGGACCAAAUUACGGUUCCAACUCACGGCCCCCCACAGCGAACUUUGGCCGUUCUAUGACCCCAGGGCCGUAUUUGAACAAAACGUCCACGUUACGGGCAACCUCCGCUACUACGAGUCGCGCACGGAUGAGUGAGGCGAAGGAACAAAUGAAAGACCCUCCGUUGUCCGUGUUUAAUAAUUCUAACAGGUCUCAAAGUACUGAGCGUAAAACUCUGACUAAACAGAAAAGCGAGGGAGAGACUGUGAUAGUGGUGAACGUUGAUCGGUCAGAAAAUAAACACUCUAUAGACAUUCAGGAUGAAAAUGAUGCUUUAAGGGCUAAGUCCGCUGCAAGUCCCACGGGUAAGGGCAAGGUUCUCGCGCGUGCGCGAACGGAAGAUGGCCGCGCGCGGACACCCACACGAAUGAAUCCCGGAACGCCACGGCAGCGGCCUCAAAGCGUCGAGCCCCGCCAGCUCAUUCCGAAAAAUAAGACUUCAACUGUAAAAACCGCUGAGCCAAAAGUAUUUGACCGAACGCAAGCUUGGGUUCAAACCGCUGUUGAACAAACUAAGACAAAGGUAAAGAAAACUAAACCCACUCGGACUGUUAAUCCACAUUUAAGGCGUUGUAUGACGCCAAACUCCUUCGACAGAACGUUAGAACUUGAACAAGAAGAACCAAUGAGUUUUGAAGAGAUCAAAGCCAAGCUCACAUUGCCAAUAAAUGGUGUAAUGGAAAUUAACCCUGACCAAUUGGACGCGCCACCGGAAGAUCCGGAAAUGUACGCCACAAUGGAGGCGCUCUUCCAUGAGCUCCGGCAGCAGGAGCUGAAGAACUCUGUGAAUGAAACUCCUGGUAGUGCAAACAGUAGUAAAGUUGUUAAAACGCGCUCACGUUCAUCAAAAUCAAACAGUAGUUGUAAUGACGAUGAAAUGUCAUUGGACAGUAACAAGAAUGUUCGAAGGAAGCCUUUAUCUGUGUCAACUAAGAGUUCGUCUAACGUGACGUCACCGUUAGUGUCAAGGUCAAACAGACGUGCUUCUCAAACUUCGACGCGACCUCAGCCUACGUCAAGAACUAGUUCUGUAUCCAGUAGCGGUGCUGCUUCUGGUAUUAUAACAAAUGGCGUCACUUCCGCGCGCAGUACUGCUGUCAAUGGUAGACCAAGUUCUCCUAGCCCAGCCGUUGUAUCACGACGUCCACCAUCCCCUAGAACUACGUCACAUCCUCCUCGUCCUUCUUCCCCGAAAGUGACGUCACAACCACCGCGUACUGUGUCACACCCUCCUCGCCCAGCGUCACCUAAAGUGACGUCACAGCCAGCACGACCUGCGUCGCCAGUGGUUACUAGACCCGCAUCCCCAAGAACGACGACAACUUCAAGCUCGAAUUCGUCACGUGCAUCGACGCCAAGUCGACAGCCACCGCGCCCAAUGUCAACGCCGCCGCGUCCUAGUAUGCCACUGCGACGCGUGAGUUCAAAAUCUAGUGACGACAGUGACGUUUUUGAGAAAGAAAACAAAAGUGGUACUGAUGGAUUAAUAAGUAAACUAAAAGAAAUAAUCAAUGUGAAACCACGUAAAGACAAAGCUGAUGGAGUUAAGCAGAGGUCUAGGAUUCCUGCGCCUAAAUCGCUGGCAAGUAUGGGAAAGUCAAAGUCGUUCACAAAUCUAUCUAAUUUGUCAAACACUGCGCCCAUUGUUCAUAACUCCAUUGAUAUAAGUUCAAAAGACGAUGGGCACGAACCGGAAAUGAAUGGAUACGCGGAGCACAUCAAUGGCGGCCUAAAUGUUACCCUUUCUGGUCGCUCUGAGACGCCGGGUCCAAAGUUGGCGACGCCACUCACAACCGGAAGGUCUUCGCUCAUCCGGAAGGAGAGUAUGGAAAAGAACAAAAGCACUGCACGGCUUUCACGUGCGGUCUCGGUGGAAAGGAACAUGGGCGGUCUUAAUAAUGGAUAUAAUUUUUAUGAAGAUUUAGGGGAAUUUGUGUGAUUUGCUUGGUUUUACUAUAAUAUGCGUUGUGCUUAAAGUAGAAUUCGUCUUCUUCAACAAGAAAUAUACCUUUGCCUAAGAUGAUUACAAACAUUUUGGUUGGAAUUGUGGAAAUACCGGUACCUUAGACGAUGGAUGGAAUUGUGGAAUAACCGGUACCUUUGUAUUUGCCAACGUUGGCAAAGUGGAAUAACCGGUACCUUAUUAUUUGGUUUCAUUGUGGAAUUACCGGUACCUUAGAAUUUAGUAGGCAUUGCGAAAUAACGGUGCCCUAGUAUUUGGCUGAAUUUGUGGAAUUACCGGUAUCUUAGUAUUCAGCUGGCAUUGUGGAAUUACCGGCACCUCAGAAUUUGGUUGGCAUUGUGUAAUUACCGGUACCUACGUAUUUGGUUGGCAUUGUGGAGUUAUAAUUUUAAAAUUUUGGAUCGGACUUGAAGACUAAAGUGAUUAGUUGGUUGUGUUCUAGUUGGUUUAUAAAAAAACAGCAGGGGUAUAUUGCUUGUUGAAGAAAUCGAAUACAGUAAUAUAUACAUACUGGGUGCUUCAAAAGUAAUGAUAUUGAAACUGUGAUAGGAAAAAAUGUCGUGGGCAGAAAUGUUGAUUGAAUAACAUUGAAAUGAGUUUUAUACUUGAUACAAUAAAUCUUGUUUUAAUUAGAUAUUUACGUAUACAAAACUACAUCUAGUGCAUUAUAUACUUAGGACCACUUUACCAAAUUUAUUUCCAUUUUGUAUUGUUUUUGUGUUAGUGAAAUAUUAAGCUUAACUGUGAUAAUUUCGUUUCCGUGGUGACACAAUUAUUUUAUGUUUAUAAUUGUAGAAUCAUUAUCUAAUUUCCAAAGCAUUUCAUGAAUCAGACAUAUUUUUUCUCGUAUGAUAUACAUACAUGUAUAAGCUUAAUUACAGAAUCAUUCUAACUCUAUUCAAAGCCUAAAAUCUGUAAUAGCAAUUCUAUGUAAUUUCAGACAAUCAAUUUUACAAUCUCUACAAGUCAUGCAUUUUAAGAAAUACUCAUUGAAAUUUCAUGGUUCGACACCAAUAAUCUAACAAUCAUUUUUCAGAAUAAUUAUAUUGUCUAAAACAAUUUACGUUUCAAACUUUUGAAUAUGAAAGAUUUUUCAUAUUUUUCUUUCUUUACAAUGUGUUUUAAGGAGAAAAAUUAAAAAAAACGUAAAUCCUCUUAUCAUUGGGGGGGGGGGGGGUGCUUUGAUUUGAUAAUGUAAAGCAAACAAUAGAGAUACAGGAAUACUUUUUGCACACUUAAUUUUGUAAGUGCAUUAAGACCAAGGUCCAGUGUUGAUCUUUUGUCAUAAGAUGGAUUGUUUCAAUAAUACCCAGUUCUGUUUUCCACCCACUGUUUGAGAUUGAUUUUGCAUUCCUAUGAAACCCAGCAAUGCCUGUUUGUCUGGCUUCUUUUUCCCCUUGUCUACAACAAGCAGUGUUUAAUUAUUCUGAAUGAUCAAGUAUAAUGUUUCGGUCUCUUUUGAUAAGCCUGCGAAAGAAAAGCUGAUGUGAUAUAUUAAGAUUAUACAGGAUAGAUUUAACAAAUAUUUAACGAAUAUUUUGUCUAAAAUACUUUACAUUUUUUUAAGUUUAUUGUGUAGUCAAUAGAUUUUUUAACAGCAUAACAUCAUAUUACUUGAACAUUGUAGUGAUAUACACCAUUGGAUUCUUUUAGCUCAAGAAUUUCAGAAGAUACAUUCAUCAUAUCAGCCAAAACUUUUCAUAGUUGUUUGAACGUCGAAAAUCAUAAAGUGACGUUGAAUGACAUCACUACGAAACAAGUGUGGUGACGUCAUAACUACCUUCCUACCAUUUCACACUUUUUUUUUCAAAAUUUCACUCAAAUGAAGAUUAAAAUUGUAAAGUGUGAAUUGAGAAAUUGGAUGUCACCAUCAGUCAUUCUGGUAUAUUAUUGUGUGAUUAGUGAUCAGAUAUGAUUUACAAUUAUUAACAAUGUUAUAUUAUCAUAAUGCGCCUUUCAAAUGAAUACAAUUUAAUACAAUUUUGUAUAUAGAGAAUAUCUAUUUAUUAUGUUGUUUUCUUACAGAUUUCAUUAGAUCUGGUUGUACUGAUUUGUGACCAUAAAAUGCAAUAAAACUUCUAAAUGA
Mya arenaria is the source of this 8323-nucleotide messenger RNA. Its product is annotated as proteoglycan 4-like. The transcript is spliced from 5 exons. The record is from RefSeq and is a predicted model, not a curated record. Bases 1447 to 6213 code for a protein of 1588 amino acids. Gene Ontology annotation, molecular function: microtubule binding; actin filament binding; cytoskeletal adaptor activity. NCBI's taxonomy places the organism in Eukaryota, Metazoa, Mollusca, Bivalvia, Myida, Myidae. Gene Ontology annotation, biological process: microtubule bundle formation; actin crosslink formation; protein localization to microtubule plus-end. Gene Ontology annotation, cellular component: actin filament; cytoplasm; microtubule plus-end.